This is a messenger RNA of Magnolia sinica, 463 nucleotides long. RefSeq lists its product as uncharacterized. Bases 30 to 449 code for a protein of 139 amino acids. NCBI's taxonomy places the organism in Eukaryota, Viridiplantae, Streptophyta, Magnoliopsida, Magnoliales, Magnoliaceae. The record is from RefSeq and is a predicted model, not a curated record. Gene Ontology annotation, cellular component: nucleolus. The transcript has a single exon.
UUUUCUUUUAGUGUUUCACCAACGAAGCCAUGUCCUCCAUCUCCAUGGAGAUCAAAAGGGUUUCUUCAGAGCCUAAAUCUGGGUCUGGUCUUCCCCCAUUAAAGCCCAAGUUCGAGCAUCUCAAAGCCCAUGAGAUGUCCAACGGCCGAGUUCAAUUCCAGAAAGUCUCCGUCCCUCCACACCGUUACACGCUAAUGAAGAAAGCAUGGAUGGAAAUCUACAAGCCCAUAUACGAACAGAUGAAUAUCGACAUUCGUAUGAAUCUCAAUGCUCGGAAAGUGGAAUUGAAGACAAGACCGGAUACUCCGGAUGUCAGCAACCUACAGAAAUGUGCAGAUUUUGUUCAUGCCUUCAUGCUUGGAUUUGAUGUCAUCGACGCAGUUGCGCUUCUGCGUCUGGAUGAUCUCUAUGUUGAUUCUUUCGAGAUCAAGGACCUCAAGACGCUUUGAGGUGAGCACCUCUC